Messenger RNA from Myxozyma melibiosi, 1106 nucleotides. RefSeq lists its product as uncharacterized. NCBI's taxonomy places the organism in Eukaryota, Fungi, Ascomycota, Lipomycetes, Lipomycetales, Lipomycetaceae. The coding region runs from base 20 to 1096 and encodes 358 amino acids. Gene Ontology annotation, biological process: nucleocytoplasmic transport. The record is from RefSeq and is a predicted model, not a curated record. Gene Ontology annotation, molecular function: structural constituent of nuclear pore. Gene Ontology annotation, cellular component: nuclear pore. The transcript is spliced from 4 exons.
AUCUGCUAUAUCAUCCAUCAUGUCGCUUUUCCCAGCUUCUCAGCAGAGCACCACAACGCCGUCGCUGUUCGGCGGCAGCACACCAGCAAAACCUGCAACAGGCCUCUUCGGCGCGACCAACAGCACAACUACAACUACAAACACACCCACACCUGCUCCUAAUCUGUUUGGAAACACAAAUAAUACCGCAGCUGCGAGCAGUAAUACUUCCAUAGCGCUGCCUUCGUUUGGCGCGGGUACGACUCCUGCGAAACCACCGGCGACGAACAUGUUUGGAUCGAAUGCCAACACGGCAUCGCCCGCUCCUUCGGGUGGGCUCUUUUCGAUGAGCAAUAGUGCCGCGACGCAGCCAGCUACUGGUGGGCUUUUUGGCGCAAACACCAAUAACGCAGCUGCAAACACUGGAUUGUCGUUCGGAGGCCAGCAGCAACCACAGCAACAACAACAACAACAACAGCAGCAGCAGCAGCAGCUACAACAACAGCAACAGCAACAGCAACAGCCUCAGCAAAUCACAUCCCUAACUCGUCACAGUGAUCUACCAGAGUCCGCGCAGAAGGAACUGGACGCCGUCGAUAAUUACAUUUCUCAGCAGAUCGCCAUCUCUGAGGAUUUAAAAGCGAGGAAAGAAUCGCGGCAAGAGUAUUUACAGAGCGUUCCUCGUGAUGUCGAAGUUCUCAUGCGCAAACUCGCGACAACAAACCAAGCUCUAGCCAACGACCUUGCAGCCAUGACCGCGCAACGCCAAAUCGUCGAAACAGCAACCCAAGACGCAAAGCUCUGCGUCGAUCUCCUCCAGCAGCUCCGCAUCCAAGGCGCCCGUCUCCCGCCCGGCGACCCGCUCCUGGGAUUCUUUGAACGGCAGAUGCUCGAUCUCGAGCGCAAGAUUGGCGAUUAUAAGCUCGUGCUCGAGGAGGUUGAUCAUGCUGUUGAUGGGAUUGAGAAUGAGAUUGUGCAGGGGAGGAUUAGUGGGAGUAGUAGUGCGGAGGCGGUACUGUUGGCGUUGAAGGAGGAGUAUGCGGUCUUUAUGGCGAUGGGAAAUAGGGUUGCUGAGCUGCACCAUGCCGUAGCCAGGUUAGAAAGCAGAGAGAAGUAGAAAUGUAGAU